AAUAUCUUCUUUCCGAACCUUAGCCUUAUUUGAAGAUGAAUGAUCCAAUUAUUAAUUAAGUGGAGAGAAAAUAAUAACAAUGGCGGGGGGCAUGGCGGCGGCUCGUCUUCCUUUUUUCUUCUUCGUCUUCUUCUUCUUUUAUCUAAUCUUGGGCGUUUAUUCCGAUCCUCCCGAAUAUGAUCAGUAUCACACUUUCAUCGUUCAUAUCUCGAGAUCUCACAAGCCAGCCCUUUUCCGGUCUCAUAACCGCUGGUACUCCUCCCUUCUGGGCUCUCUAUCAUCUCCGUCUGACCCCUCUAACAUUCUCUACACUUAUCAAAAAGCCGUCAAUGGCUUCUCCGUCCGCCUCACCCACCACCAGGCAUCCGACCUCCGCCUUCUCCCUGGCGUCCUUUCUGUCCUCCCCGACCAACCCCGACAGAUCCACACAACCCGCACCCCUCACUUCCUCGGCCUUACAGACGACUUUGGCAUCUGGCCAGGCUCAGAUUACGCCGACGAUGUCAUCAUCGGCGUCCUUGAUACCGGCAUCUGGCCCGAACGCCCCAGUUUCUCCGACCAAGGCCUCUCUCCAGUUCCGCCUGGCUGGAAAGGCAUUUGCGCAAACACAUCCAACUUCCCUUCCUCCACCUGCAAUCGCAAAAUCAUUGGCGCCAGAGCCUACUUUUUUGGCUACGAAUCGGCGCUAGGUAAGUCCAUGGAUGAAACUACAGAACCCAAAUCCCCAAGAGACACCGAAGGCCAUGGAACCCACACGGCUUCCACGGCCGCCGGAUCCAUCGUUUCCAACGCGGGCUUCUUCGAUUACGCCAGAGGCGAAGCCAGAGGAAUGGCAUCAAAGGCCAGAAUUGCCGUCUACAAGAUCUGCUGGAGUUUAGGCUGUUUUGAUUCAGAUAUUCUCGCCGCCAUGGAUCAAGCGAUCCAAGAUGGUGUUCACGUGAUUUCUCUCUCCGUAGGUGCCAACGGCUAUGCUCCGCAAUACGACCACGACUCAAUUGCAAUCGGCGCCUUUGGCGCCGCCACCCACGGCGUUGUCGUCUCCUGCUCUGCCGGAAACUCGGGUCCCGGUCCUUCAACGGCAGUGAACAUCGCACCUUGGAUACUCACAGUGGGCGCUUCGACGUUAGAUCGGGAAUUUCCAGCCGAUGUAAUUCUAGGCGACGGGAGAAUCUUAGGCGGCGUUUCCCUCUACUCGGGCGAACAGCUCGGAGAUGAGAAGCUUCCAUUGGUGUACGGUGGCGAUUGCGGAGACCGAUAUUGUUACUCCGGAAGACUAGAUUCCUCUAAAGUGGCUGGGAAAAUGGUGGUCUGCGAUCGUGGAGGCAACGCGAGAGUUGCGAAAGGAGCAGCCGUAAAAUCGGCCGGCGGUGUGGGGAUGAUUCUGGCGAACACGGAGGACAGCGGGGAAGAACUGUUAUCCGAUUCUCAUCUGAUACCGGCGACUAUGGUAGGUCAGAUAGCCGGGGAUAAGAUCAGGAAUUACACGAAAUACGAUGCCCAGCCGACGGCGACAAUUGUGUUCAAAGGUACGGUGAUCGGGAAGUCACCGGCAGCGCCGAAAGUGGCCUCGUUUUCGAGCCGAGGACCGAACCACCUGAGUGGAGAGAUUCUGAAACCAGACGUGAUAGCCCCGGGUGUGAACAUCUUGGCUGGGUGGACGGGAAAUGUUGGACCGACGGACCUGGAUAUCGAUCCAAGGAGGGUGGAAUUCAAUAUAAUAUCAGGGACGUCGAUGUCGUGUCCUCACGUGAGUGGCCUAGCUGCGCUGCUGCGGAAGGCGUACCCGCAGUGGAGCCCAGCUGCGAUAAAGUCGGCGUUGAUGACGACAGCAUAUAACCUGGACAACUCUGGGAAGAAGAUGACAGACCUGGCGACAGGAGAAGCGUCAACGCCGUUUGUCCACGGGGCGGGGCACGUAGAUCCGAAUGGAGCGCUAGAUCCGGGUUUGGUGUACGAUAUAUCGGCGAGCGAGUACAUAUGGUUCUUAUGCUCAAUCGGAUACGACGCAAAAAGAAUAGCUGUUUUCACUCGUGGGAAUGUGUCGACGGUGGAUGGUGAUGAUUAUUGCGGAGGAAGAGAGGGCAGGUUAGAUAGGGCCGGGGAUCUGAACUAUCCAUCCUUCUCAGUGGUAUUUGAUACUGAUCAUGAUCAAGAUGAAGAAAUUAAAUACAAAAGGGUGGUUAAGAAUGUAGCAGCAGCAGCAGCAGAUGCAGUAUACGAGGUAAGUGUGAAUUCUCCACCGUGGGUUGAAGUGAAUGUGUCGCCCACGAAGCUGGUGUUCACCGAAGAUAAUAGGGAUGCGGUCUAUGAAAUCACUUUCAAAAGUAAAAGAGGAAGAAAUGUCCUUGCUUCUUCUUCUUCUUAUAAGUCAUUCGGGUCUGUGGAGUGGAGCGAUGGAUCCGGCCAUAGGGUUAGGAGCCCAAUCGCUGUAGUUUGGAAUACUCAUGAAUCAUCAUCAUCAUCAUCCUCUGUAGCUUACAUGUAACUUGUAAUUUAUAAGCU
Molecule: messenger RNA, 2502 nt
Organism: Impatiens glandulifera
Lineage: Eukaryota; Viridiplantae; Streptophyta; Magnoliopsida; Ericales; Balsaminaceae
Product: subtilisin-like protease SBT1.4
Exons: 1
Coding region: 80-2485 (801 amino acids)
Biological process (GO): proteolysis
Molecular function (GO): serine-type endopeptidase activity
Source: RefSeq, a predicted model, not a curated record